CUGUUCGAUCAUGUCGGUAUUCGUCGAUUUAUUCGCGUACCUUUGUCUCCUGCGUAUCGUAAGCAGUUCAAGCUUGACCGCACCUCCGCAAUCGGCAGUGGUGGUCGCGUUCGAAGAUGUUUACGAUUUGUCUUUGCUGGCCAAUACAUUGUCGGAUCAAUUGAUCGACGCCACGUUGAUAAUACCGGCGUCUAAAAAGGAGGACCUCUACGAGACGUUGAUCGACGUUGAGGUGCUGACGGUGGAUGUCCAGAUCGAGGAAUCCGCGUACCCAGAGACCAAGGCGGUUCAGGCCUGCGAGGCUCUGCUGAAGGAUGGACAGAUCGCCAAAAAAAUACAGGAAAUUCGACCGACUUUCGUCAUAUUCCCUGCGCUCAGACACGAUGGAUGCUUGAUACCGUGGACUAAGAGCAUCGAGUCGAUUCCAGUGAUAUGGACACGCAAUCGGGACGAGGAGGUAUAUGUGUUUGAGUACACAGGCGCAGCGUUGCCGGUGCAAAACGCUGGAUUUUGGUCCAGAUUGCGAACGAUAUUCACGAGGAGGUCGAUAUUCUCCGCGGGUCGGGACGAUUACGCAACGUAUGCUCUCCGUAUAGUUGGAAAAUAUUUGCCAGACACCGAUGUCAAUUUGGAUAAUCUUUAUGGCGAUGUUCGUCUCAUACUUUGGGGCGCUGAUACCGUCCUGCGGUCAGAUUUUGCACCGCUUACGCAGCUGAUAGUCGAGGUCGGAUGUCAUCACUGUCGAGGUGCGCAACCAUUGGAAGGAAGCGUGCACGAACUAUUGCUUGAGUUUCGACAGGGAACGAUUGUGGUUCUCCUGGACGACAAUUAUGAGCCGUUGAUUAGAGAGUUGGUGCAAAAGCUGCCGCAGAACAGAGAGGGCCAAGCAAUCAUUUGGAAAAACGCCAAGUUUCAGAGCACGGAUCGCGUGCUACAGAACUAUUUUGUUCGCACGGCGAUCGAUCGACAAGAUCUGAUAGGUUACAGCCGCACGAGAGUGGUGUUGAGUCACUGCGGCGACACAGAGCUCCUGGAGGCUGGGUUUCACGGAAGACCCGUGUUAUGUUUCCCCAGGAAUACCCACGAGUCGAAGAACUCUGCUCGAGCGACCCAGUUGGGUUUUGCGCGUUCCACGGAGGACCUACGCGCCAUCUCUGGCGAAGAGAUAUCAAACACGGUGAACCAGUUACACGAAAUGCCCGAGUAUCGCGAAAACGCUCGACGGGUAUCCUUGGCUAUCCGCGACAGGAUAAAUCCUGCCGUGGACAGGCUGAUUUACUGGCUCGGUUAUAUGGCGAAGACCAAGGAUGGUAACAUGGAAUUAUUCUCACCGAUGAACCCUGUUAGGACACCUAGCGAGGACCUCCAAUUUUUCCUUGGUCUCUUCGUGGGCGGCAUUUUAGGAAUUUUUGCGACCGUUGGUUGUAUGGUGGCGCGGUACAUCUUUAUCUCCAGACGAACCCAAAGGUCGAAGGGAAGAUACACGCGGUGAAAGACUAAAAAAUAAAAUAAUCGUUCGUCGAAUUGCUAUCUAUAUAAAAUAAAUAAAACAUAAUGAAAUUUUCUUUUGGUUAAACAACCAACGAAGAUCUCAAUUCUGUUCACUUACGAGCAACUGAUACGCGAACAAACUUUUAUAAAUAAAAAUGAAAACAUUUCGCGGCUAGAAGAACGGAAUCCAGGUGCUGGCUAAUACGGACACUUUUCGCAUAUGUAUUUAUAUAAAUGCACGUAGAGUACAGGUACAUACAAAUACAAAUGUUACGAGCUAGA
Molecule: messenger RNA, 1773 nt
Organism: Hylaeus volcanicus
Lineage: Eukaryota; Metazoa; Arthropoda; Insecta; Hymenoptera; Colletidae
Product: UDP-glucuronosyltransferase 2B19-like
Exons: 4
Coding region: 11-1492 (493 amino acids)
Molecular function (GO): UDP-glycosyltransferase activity
Source: RefSeq, a predicted model, not a curated record